Molecule: messenger RNA, 1308 nt
Organism: Cladocopium goreaui
Lineage: Eukaryota; Dinophyceae; Suessiales; Symbiodiniaceae
Source: the annotation of a GenBank genome assembly
AUGGCCUUCAGCGGUGGGGUAAAACUUGGCGACCUAGACGACUUCAUCUCCUUGUCGCAGGAAUGUGUGAAGCCACUCAUCCAGGCAGCAGAUGGAAGCAAGACACAGCUGCAGAGUGUCAGUGAAGCAAAGGCUCUGCCUGUGGCCGAGGUGCCACAGGUGCAAAAGCCCAACCUCAUCAAGUCAAAGCAGAGCAGUAACGAUCCAAAGGCGCAGAUUGGUCAAGUGACCCUCUCUGAUUGCCUUGCCUGUUCCGGCUGCGUUACCUCUGCUGAGACGGUUUUGUUGCAAGAGCAAAGCAUUGAAGAAUUUAUGAAGCGAACAGAGGCCGCUCGAUUGACUGUGGUGUCCAUCUCACCAGAGGCACGCACGAGCUUGGCUGCCUACACCCAGGAAGAUCCUUCCCUGACGAUGCGCAAAGCAGCGGAGGGCCUGCGACGCCUGGGCGCCAACUAUGUCUUGGACUCCAGCGCUGCAGAGGCGGUGGCCCUCCUGGAAGGGAAGGCAGAGUUUGUUGAGCGCUUCAAGGCCUCAGGAGGCAGCAGCAGCAGCAGCAAAGGUCGUUUGCCUUUGCUGACAUCUCACUGCCCAGGGUGGACUUUGUAUGCUGAGAAGGUCGUCGAUCCGGUGGUGCUGCCACAGCUCUGUGCGAUCCGACCGCCGCAGCAAGUGCAAGGUCGUUUGGUGAAGACCUGUCUCUUGGAAGCGCACAAUCGUCGACAGCUCCAGAGAUGGUGGCGGGCGCACAACCCACUUUUCGCCGGUGAGAGCCAGGUUUGGCAGGCCCCAUUUCGGGCAAAAUCUCCGGCGUCGGCGCCGGAGCCAGUGACACCGGAUCAGGUCUACCAUGUCUUCGUGCAACCGUGCUACGACCGGAAGAUCGAAGCUGCUCGACCCAUCUUCGAAGUUCCGAAUAUGCCGGGAGUCAAAGAGGUGGACACGGUGCUCACGGCCACGGAGCUGUUAGAUUUGCUGCGGGAAGCGGGCGAAGGCUGCUGCGGCGGCUGUGGCAAAAGCGCCUGUGAGAAGACGGAACCUCAGAAGCUGCGGCCCGUGCCCUUGCAAAGUGAGGUUUAUACCGACCUUUUCCUUGGCUUGCAGGCCACCCGCGCUCUGAGCUGCAGCGUGCGCGGGAACGCCGGGUCUGGUGGUUUUCUGGAGCAUAUCUUCAAGGAAGCUGCCAGGGAGUUGUUUUCUAUUGACGUGCCAUCCUCUCCACUGACUUUGCAGACAAAGCAGAACGAGGACAUGCGCGAGGCCGGUAGUGGGUGGUUUGCAGGUUGGCCAUCUAGAAUUUCUGUCACUUGA